AUGGAUCUCGCCCUCGCUUCGUCCGCCAGGUGUGAGCUGCGCUCGUUGAUCCGCUUCCUAUCUGAAAUAAACAUUCCGCCGGUAGAAAUCCUUUCCCAGCUAUGCGAAAUCUAUGGAGACAAGUGUAUGAGCAUACAACACGUGCGCAAAUGGUGCAGAGAAUUCAAGAACGGGUUGUCUAACACUAACGCCACCAACGAGCUCAUCGCAAAAUUUGAAUGGAGUAUUGUCAAACACCCACCCUACAGCCUGGACUUAGCCCCAAGUCACUACUAUCUCUUCCCUGUCAUGAAGAAACACCUGGAUGGAACGCAUUUCGGCGACAGAGAAGAGCUGGAAGAAACGGUUCUAAGGUAUCUGCGUGGCUUGGCGGCAGAUUUUUUCGACUCGGACAUUCAAAAGCUCGUACACCGCGUGCAAAAAUGCGUUGAACUCAGUGGCGACUAUGUAGAAAAAUAG
This is a messenger RNA of Belonocnema kinseyi, 459 nucleotides long. Its product is annotated as histone-lysine N-methyltransferase SETMAR-like. The record is from RefSeq and is a predicted model, not a curated record. Gene Ontology annotation, molecular function: nucleic acid binding. Lineage: Eukaryota; Metazoa; Arthropoda; Insecta; Hymenoptera; Cynipidae. The transcript has a single exon. The coding region runs from base 1 to 459 and encodes 152 amino acids.